Molecule: messenger RNA, 1213 nt
Organism: Cokeromyces recurvatus
Lineage: Eukaryota; Fungi; Mucoromycota; Mucoromycetes; Mucorales; Mucoraceae
Product: vacuolar import and degradation protein-domain-containing protein
Exons: 5
Coding region: 64-912 (282 amino acids)
Biological process (GO): protein targeting to vacuole; negative regulation of gluconeogenesis; protein catabolic process in the vacuole
Cellular component (GO): extrinsic component of membrane; GID complex
Source: RefSeq, a predicted model, not a curated record
UUUUUUUUCACUUAAACUUUUUUUAGAAAUAGUUUUUUUUUUUUUCUUUUUUUUAAAAAAAAAAUGCCAAUUCUUUCAGUUGCAUCUACAAAUAAUAACACCAACGAUGUUAUUUCUACAAGAGUUUCCAAUAUGCUUAUAGAAAAGCCCCAGCAAGGCUGUUGUUCCAUAGAUAAUCCCUGCUGUAAGCAUUCCAUCAUCAAUAAAAAUGAUGAUAAACUUGAUGCAACCAACAUCAACUUGAAUAGCACUGUAUCUUCUUUGACUCAAGCUAACCAAAAAAAGAAAAAUACUUCCUUACUUUCUCGUAAUGAAAAUGAAUCUUGGGUGGAUAUUUCUGAUAAAAGAUUACACAGUACUCGUUUAGGUGCACUUUAUGAUGGCUCUCGUUUUAAAGGUGUACAAAAAUGUGGAAUUAGUAAAUAUAAUGUGGUUGUUGAUAUUCAGCACGUUGACAUAAAUGAAAGUAAAAUUAGUGGAUAUCUUAAUAUUGAAGGGCUUACAAAUGAGUGUCCUGAAUUAACGACAUUUUUUGUUGGGGAGAUUAUUGGUCCUAAAUAUCCAUUUUUAACGAGAAAAUGGCAAGCACAACAAUAUAUUGAUGCUUUACAUUGGGGUAAAUUUCCUUCAUUUGAACCUUAUAUCGAUGCUUUUAAUGAAGAUGAUUUUACAUACGAUCCUUUUGAAAGUGACUUUAUCUAUAUGAGAUGGAAAGAGCACUUUUUAGUACCUGAUCACUGUGUUAGUAAUAUUGAAGGAGCGAGCUUUGCGGGAUUUUAUUAUAUUUGUUAUCAAAGAUCAACUAAUGAAAUCAAGGGAUUUUACUUUUACCAUAAUAAUCCAGAAUGGUUUCAACAAUUAAUAUUGGAACAUGUUGAAGAACGUUCGUUUGGUAGUUUUGAAUUUCGUUGAUUUUAUACCUUUUUAUAUUCUAUUGUAAAUAAUAUAGUAAUGAAGAAGAAUGUACAUUUACCAAAUAAGACAGGAUUGUUUAGUUAGUUUUGUGACAGUAAGAAAAGGAAUAAUAAAACUGGAGCAAUUCAUUUUGAUUUGCCUAACAAUCAUGGCUAUAAUAAAUUGAGGGCAAAGGCAUAUGUAAAUUAAUAAAAUUAUGAUAUAUCACUAUAAAGUUGUAAUAGUAGGCCAUUAUACCUUCUUUCUUUUUUUUUUUACCGGGAUAAAUUAGCUUUGUUUAUGGUGAAUUAAAGUCAAA